Caenorhabditis auriculariae is the source of this 11250-nucleotide messenger RNA. The record is from the annotation of a GenBank genome assembly. NCBI's taxonomy places the organism in Eukaryota, Metazoa, Nematoda, Chromadorea, Rhabditida, Rhabditidae.
AUGGAGUACGACGACUUGUGGCUCAGCAACGUCGACGACGACUUGGGCGACGUCGACAGCGACGAGGAGCAGAACUUCGGCGAGAAAAGGUUCACAUUCUGAAAGUUGGAGUUGAUCUGAAGUGAAUUUUUGAAUAGAAAUUUUGGUUUUUUCAAAGUUUUUUUUUCAAGUUUUUCAAUUUUUCUUCUUUUUUUAUGAGCGUAUUUUAGUGUAUUUUUAAAGAAAAAAGGUUCAGAUUUUGAAUUUGAACAGAUUUUCAAUGAUUUUAUGUAUAUUUCACUUUUUACUAUCCUUGAAUAGCGAGAAAAGGUUCAGUUUCUGAAAGUUGGAGUUGAUCUCAAGUGAUUUUUUGAAUAAGAAGUUCUCAAUUUUUCGAAAUUUUAUUCAAAUUUUCACUUGUUUAAAAGCGUAUUUCAGUGUAUUUUCAACGAAAAGUGCUCAGAUUUUGAACUCGAAUAGAUUUUCGAUGACUUUUUUGAAUGAUUCACUAAUUUCCAAUGUUUCUUAUUUGUAAAAGCGUCCUUCAGCCCAGUUUUUCGCGAGAAAAAAAGCUCAGAAUUUGAAUCAGAAAAGUUUCGAAAUUAUUAUUUCACUAUCUUUGAAAAGCGAGAGAAGGUUCAGUUUCUGGAAGUUGUAGUUAUUUUGGAGUUCUUUAUUUAUUUUUUUCUAUCAUUUUUAAAAAGCGUUAUCCAUCCUCUUUUUUUUAGCGAUAAAAGGCUCAGAUUUUUCCGAUUGAAUAUGAUUUUUUUGAAUAAAAAAUUUUUAUUUUAUUAUUUUCAGAAGUUUAGAAGUAUUUUAAGAAGCGUAUUUCAGUUUAUUUUCACCGAGGAAAGGCUCAGAUUUGGAGUUUGGUUAGCCUUCUUAUGACUUUUUUUAAACAAGAAAUUUUCAAUUUUCUUAAAUUUCCAUUUUUUUCUCAUUUCAAAAAAAUCGUCAUUCAUCCUGUUUUUACCGAAAGUUUUUCCAGUUGAAAAAUUUUUCUAAUGAUUUUUUUAAAUGUAGGGAAAAAAUUUAAUUCUUUGUUUUCUUAAAGAUUCGAAGUUAUUUUUCUCUUUUUUUGCGAAAUUUAAUCUGGUAAGAUUCAAAUUUUUGAUAUAGGCUUACUGGUUAGUGAGAAAAGUUUCAUUCAAAUUCUAUGAGAUUUUCGGUUUUUUUUAGACUUUUAGCUUUUUAUUGGUAUUAGAAAUCGAAAUCAUUUUUUUAUACCUUUUUCACAAAAAAAAGUAAGAUUUUUGGAGAGAUUUGCCGGUGAUUUUUGUCUGAAAUAGUUAAAGCACUCAAGUUUCAAAAAUUGUUACAUAAAUUGAUCCUCCGAAGUACCCAUAUUCAUUUUUCUCAUGAGAAGCUGUUCGUUGAAAAAAUUAUUUGCUGAUAUUUUUGGAAUUUCCUGAAAACAUUCCCUUGCUUAUUGAAUUUUUUUGUUCAAAUUAAAGUUUUCAGUCGAAAAAAGAUUCACGUUUGAAUUUUCACCUAUAUAUGAAAUUUUUUUUUGAAGUCAAAUUAUUUUGCUCUGUUAUGUUAAGUGUUUAAAAAAUUCCCUUUGUUGUGUUUUUGCAGUACUUUUACAUUGGAACUCAGUUUUUAAAUUAUAAUUAAUUAUAUUCUACUGUUUUUCAAGCUUGUGACAAAGGGACAUAUCGAAAAAGAACCGUUUUUGUUCAGCUUUUUCUCAUUUUAUUGAAACGUAUUCGUCGAGCUUUUCAUCAUAUUUCUUUGAAAUGAGAUUAUUUUUUUGUUAUAAAUUUUAAAAUUAAAAUAAAACAAAAAAAUAUUAUUUUUUUCUAAUUUUUGUACUCCGUCUUCCAACCAGUUUUCUAUAAUUUUUUUCUGAAAUGACCAAAAAUUUGGUUUUCUGAACUUUUUAAACCUAUUUUCUAUCAUUUUUUUUAAAAGAAAUCGCUCAGAAUCCAAUUUAGUCCAAAAAAAUCCAGUGGUUCAUUUUUUUUACUGUUUUUUGAACUCGUAUAGCCAGUUUUCUAAUCUUUUCUGUACAAAUCCGCUCAGAAAUCCAAUUUUCUCAACCUUUUUUUCUCCGUACUUUAAAGUUCGUCCAUUCUUCGUUUAGUGAGCAGCCAACAUGUAUAAUAUGCGAUUUGUUUCCUCGAAUGCUCGUUUCAUUCCGGCGCUCAGCUGUUUCGCAACAAAAUAACCCGCAUUGGUAUGCGCGUGUUUUACGCGAAAUUGCCUCAAAACUGCAUAUUCGUUUCGAAACGAGACGGGAUUUUCGCGCCGGAUUACACGUCUUCUUCAAUAUGUUUCUGAUGCGUUUGUCGCGUUUGGUCAACUGGAAAAGUGCGGACAGUACAAAAAUAUGAGGCAACUAAAAAAAAAGUAAAUAGUGUAUUCGAUAGAUUGGAAAAAAAAAAGAACUUUUUCCUUACUGGGAGAAUUUUCAGUGGCCACUAUAGGGUUUUGAAGUUUUAGUGGCCCUUACAGUAGUCAACCUAGUGGCCACUUAAGGGGUUGAAAAUUAGUGGCUUCUAUAGAGGUCUAAGUGCUACUACUGGACCACUAAAAAUUUUAGUGGCCACUUUAGGGGUCGAUGGAUCAAAAUAACUGGUCCAAUCUGUUGUUUUAAAAUUAUCAGAGUUACUGGAAGGAAUACUGAAUGAAAAACUACUGAAGUGGUCACUAAAUUGAGAACUUUGAUAGUAACCGUUUUCCUACUUUCGCCUAGUAUAGUUGGUCGCAAGUUUUGCGCGGGAGCUACGGCACAUUAAUCGGCUAAUUGGUGACGUCUCAGCAAAACGUCAACAAAACAGCACUUGACCCGAAGGGCCGUUCGUUACGGAUUCUGCGCCUUCUGCUUCGCGGAUUCGCGCAACUGUUGUCCCAAGUGAUCGAAUCGAGAAUCAAAUGAGAAAUGGCAAAAUAUUUAGGUUGAUUUUCGAAGAAAACAGUUUGGAAUAUCUCUAGAGACCGUAAUAAAGGUCCACCCCUUAUCUUGAUGGUGAAAAAUUUUUUUUUGUUAAAGCGCAAUACUCAACUAAAAAGGGAGAAAAUUUGUGAAAACAUGGAGCAAAGUUCAAUGCGUUUCAGCGGAGUUUCGUACAAAAAACUUUUUUUUGAAUAAUUUUGAAAAAAUGGCCUGUAGUCCCUAGAUCCGACCAUGGAAACGGAACUCCUAAAUGAGACCAUGUUUUCUAGAUGUAGUUUUUACGCUGAUUUCAAAUCUGGUCUCAAAACUUGCCCAAUACGUCUGUGUAAAAAGUUAGGGACUCUCAAAGGUCGGAAGUCCCACUGUGAGCUGAGACCAUUUUCUGGAAAGGCUUUGAAAGGAAGAACCUAAAGCUUCUUCAUGGGUUUUUAAAAAGUUGCCAAAAGUUUCUCGGAAUCUUUUUUUCCACUUUUUUCCCGCCUUAUUUUUACACCUCUUUGAAAGGUUCUUUUCAGAAAAAGGUUUAGAAAAAAAGGCGCUUUUGAGGUCGUUUUUCCAAAACUCCUUUUUGAGACCAUUUGGACUUUGCCUGUGCUGUUGAGGACCCUCAAAAAUUUUCAGUAGUUACAAGUUUAAUACCUUAAAGUAAAAAAUUUUGAGGGAGAACAUCCUCGAAGGUUGAAGCCGCCGCUUGAAAUCUACAGGGGUGGGCAUAAAUAUUGCACGGCCUUUAAAAUUCCGUUACUCUCAAGUGGAACGGAUUUUGACAAGAUUGUCUGAAUUUUUUUAUUGGCAAAGUAUCCAAGUUAGCACAUAUAAAUAAACCUUCGCUCCGACUUUCAUUGGCCUCACUGAGCGCCUUGACUCUCUCGAAAAAAAAAUAUUCGACUCUUGGACACAGAUCGAUCUUGUCAUCCAUUCUUGAGGAUGGAGGCCAUCAGCAGGUCCCGGUUGAAAUAGAGUUUUGUCCAGGCCUUCAACUUCAAAUAUAAAUAUGCAGAAUUGUCAAGGGGUUCGAAUCUGGUGAGUAGCCGGGCCAUUCCUUGACCGUGUUGAAAUAGGGCAGAUUGGACUCGCACGAGUCUUGCUCAGCUCGGGGCUUGCAGCUUGACCUAAAAUCUUGUGGGAAGAACCAGCGACGGUUCGCAAAGGGGAAAACAAAAAAAAAACAAAUUGAAAUUCCAUUGGCAAAGAAGAAAGUUGGAAUGAUCGAAAAGUCCGUGCAAUAUUUAUGCCCACCCCUGUACUUGUUACCAUUCACUAUCAAAUUUUAAAGUUUAUUUUGACUUGUUGAUUCGAAACUGUUGAAUCUACUCGGAAAUUAGAAUAACUCGAAGGCGUGUCCCAUGUGUCCGGAGGACAUCGAUUGAGUCGUCGCAAUUCUUAUCUCCAAUCUUCUCGCCCCCUCCGGACGUUACGCAAAACGUCCGUCUUGCCUAUUACUCGGGCCCCCGUUCCGAUCCCGUACGCCCAUUACUCUGAUUUUUCCAUUUUUCCUUACUCUUCCAAAACUCAAUUAAAGCACUAGUACUCGUUAUCUCGAUUCUUUGCAGGCAUUCCCUUGCGCAAGAUCAAAUCCUUCUUUGCCUCACGUUUUAAACUCGAUUUGUUAGCGAGAAUGUGUGGGACGUUCCUUUUGCCUUCUUGAGCUGAUUAAAAAGGUUUUUGAAUUUGAAAAAGGAUCUUGAACUAGAUUCUAGUGGAUAUCAGAAGGUUUUUUGAGGUUUCGAUGUUUUUAUUUUUCUGAAAUUAAGAUCUCUAAAAAGGUUCUUUUGCUCUUUUACUCAUUUUAUAAAUUUUGUGUCUUCAAUAUAUUUUUGAAAUUAGGAUAAAGGAACAUGAUUAAGCAAAAAAUUAAUAUUUUCCCUUUCUACUUUUCAUGUAAUUUAAGUUCGAAGUUAGCUUAGAAAAAGAAUAUCGCAGUAAAAGUCGAAAAAAAAACUACUUUUGGUGUUUUAAAUUCCAGUUUGAAGGUUUUUGCUCUAUCCUGUUUAGCCAGUAGUGGAUAGAGUAACCUACAAAUAAGCCGGAACAAAAAAGAAACCAUUCAAAAAAUGUUUUUUCCGAACUCCAGCAAGCCUUUAAAGUUGGACAUAUACUCGAGAAAUCCGAUUAUUUUAGACAAAAUUCGUUUUUUUCCAAAAUCUUGAAAUACGGUAACCGUCAGGAAACGAUUGAGCUGUAAUUUUAUUAUUUUUAUCACUUUUUUUAGCUGUAGUGAAUUUGCCAAAAAAAUGAAGGCAUCAUUAAAUUUUUGGUUCAUAAACUUCACGGUAAUCUGCAGGUUUGAAAUUUUCACAGAUAAAAAAAUUGAGCUUUUUAGUGACUAAUCAUUUUAUUUUUUUAUAUUAAACUUGUUAGAAACAAGACGUCAUCAUUUAAUUUAAGUGCAAACACUCGACGGUCUUAUGCAGACUUGAGCGUUUUCAGAGCAAUCUGGCCUAAAAUUAUUUUGAUGAUCUUCCAUUUUUUUUUUCAAAAUCGUCAGAAAGGGAAGUGAUAAUCGAAUUCAGUGCGAACACAUCACGAAAAUAUGCAGACUUGAAAUUUUUCAGAUGAAGAUCAAACUUAUUUUCGAAAAUCCUCCUUUUUUAAAGUUAAAUCGCGAGAAAUUGACAUCAUCAUUGAAUUCUUGUGCAGACACUUCACGGAAGUUUGCAGGCUUGACAGUUUUCAAAAAACGAGUGAAUAAUCUUCUUUUGUUUCUCUAUUCAACUCGUCAGAAAAAUGAAAAAAUGCUAAAAGUAGGUGAAAUGCUGGAUAUUUUUGCCAUGCGGAAGCCCAAAAGGAUCGGAUCCGUAAGGCGAAGGUGUUUAUGGCACGAAGCGGUGGGCCAAACACAACGCCCCAAUUUCGGCGCGCAUGAUUAGACCAGGUAAUGACGACUAUUACCAGUGUGGGGGAGCUGGACCAGCUUCGCGGAGCCUCAGCUGGGCUCGCCGAGCAUCUUUCUAUGCAAUGCAUGUUCAUUGUGGGCAUUGUCCGCCUCAAAACCUCCAAAAUGUCCAUCUUCGCGUGCACCCAUCCACACACACAAAACCCUCCGAAACAUUCAACAUUCUUGGCUCUCAAGUGUAAUUCAUUAAUGUGUGCCCUCCCCCCUACCCUCCUCUUCCAUAAGAAGGCUUGAUUUUCUAUGAAUUGGGUUCUGGCCGCCUCGGCCCAAGAUGAAUUUCGUUUUUGCCCCGGAAAAAACGUAACGUAUAGCUAGAGUCUUUUGUCGAGUUUGAAGCUUUUUUGAUAUUUGGUGGCUUUGAAUGAGCUUUUCAGUUUGCUUUGAAAAUGUAGAAUUUGAAGUUUUUUGCUUUCUAGUACAGUGACAGGAUCACAUGGAAUUUACAGUAGUUUUGAAAUUCGAUUUUUCGAAAAAGUUUUUAAAAUUAUUUCCUCCUUAUCUUCUUCCUUAAACUUUCUACUUUUCUCUACAUGUAGAAAUGGAUUUUUCUUGCUUUUUUGUACCAUUGAUUGACAUAGUUCCAUUAAUAUGUGGUCUUUCGUUGAUUUUAAAGUUCUUUUGGCCAUUUUUUUUUUCUCCCUUUUUUCUAAUUUUAAGAAAUUUCGACUUUUUUCCCUUCCGAAGCGUAUAGAAUAUUAAAAUUUUGAUUAUUUCUCGAUUUUUUUUUCAAUUUUUUUUAGCAUUACAAACGUAAUAAAUUUAUUGGCUUAUCUCGAAAACCUUUGCCUAGUUUUUUCGAUAGCUUAUAAAAUGUUUAGAACACAUUUAUUUGAUGAAAUAUUUUACAGAAAAUCUGAAAUCGAAAAAAAAAGCUGCUGUUCCAUAGAACUUCAGAUACCUCUUAUCCCUCUUUGAAUAUUUUAUUUUCACUGAUUUUUUCUGGAACCCUUUCUGAGAUUUUUUUGGAUAUUUUAUAAAGCACAUGAAACAUUUUAAUCGUUUAAUGAUUGUAAUUUGCAGCUGUAGUCGCUGUUAUAACUCAGAACUUCGGAUAAUAACUUUACCAAAAAAAUUUUUUCGAGUAUUUUCUAGAUUUCCCUACAUGUUUUCCGUCCAUUUAGUUCUCGUGUAUAAGAAAGAAAAUUCAAAUUUUUUCGAGUAUUUCUAGUUUUUUCCCACAUGUAUUCCGUCUAUUUAGUUUCCGUGUAUGAGGAAUUUUUUUUCGGGAAUCUUUAAGGAUUUUUUCCGAGCUUUUUUGAUGCCUUAAAAACCUAUCAAUGACAGCAUUUUGCAGCCUAGAUAUACUGUAGUCGCUGUUGUAACUCAGAACUUCGGAAGGAAACUUUAUUUAAAAAAAAUUCUUCGAGUAUUUUUCUAGAUUUCCCUACAUGUAUUCCGUUCAUUGAGUUCUCGUGAGUUAGAAAUACAAGUUCUGAUUUUUUUUUUGGGAACUUUUAAGGUUUUUUCCGAGCUUUUUUGAUGCCUUAAAAACCUAUCAAUGACAGCAUUUUGCAGCCUAGAUAUACUGUAGUCGCUGUUGUAACUCAGAACUUCGGAAGGAAACUUUAUUAAAAAUUUUUCUUGAUUUCCCUACAUGUACUCCGUUCAUUUAGUUUUUUUCUGUGUGAGGAAUAAAAAAAUUCUAAUUUUUUUGGGCUUUCAUGAGAAUUUUUAAGAUUUUUUUUCGAGCUUUUUUGAUACUUUGAAAACUUAUCAAUGACAGUAAUUUGCAGCCUAGCUCUGCUGAAAUCGCUUCUGUCGCCGUCGCAGUCGCUGACGGCCUUCGCCGAGGCGCAAAGACAAAAGUUUUUGUCCGGAAACGUUGGAGACGACGACAUCCGCCAACAAAAGGUCCGUUGUUCUUCCUUUUCAAUUUGUCUCCAUUUUUUUCCGUCUCGUAGUUUCCUUGGCUCUCGUCGCUGCGAUUCGUCACCAUCUUUUUUUAGUUUCCUGUUGUUUUAUUUUGUCUUCCUUAUGUACAUAAAAGCGUCUUUCCUAUUGACUGUACGUUUUUUGAAGGUUUUUUGCUGUGUAGUUUCAGAAAAAUCUGAAGUUUUGGUGAAACAAUUGAUUUGUAUUUAAAAAAUUUCGAUUUCAAGUGGUUUAUUUUAGGAUUUGGUACCGGUUAACUGAAAAUUUUAAUAAUCUUUUUUAAGCUAAUUUUUUUUUCUUGGCAAAAAAUGAUAUUUUUUCUACAUAUUCAGAUAUUCCAGAGUGGUCCCUAUAGGGGUUGAGGGAAUAGCCCUUCUGAGGUAAAUUUUAAGUGAUCCCUGUAGGGGUUUCUUAACUUUUUAUUCAACUUUAAGGAUCUAAAAGACUUUUACAAGGUAUAGAGUCCAUUAUAGAGGCAGGGCAAGUGGUCCCUAGAGGAAACCCAGGUCUUCUAAGGUUGCUCCCUUAAAAAAACACUCUGGAGUUCUUAAGAAUCCUCAGAAAUUAAAAAAAAGUUUAGGAGAGUUCAAAACUUCAUCAGAAAGCAACGCUUAUCUCAUGAUUGAAGAUGUAAUUUUUUUCAACUUUUUUUUUCGCUUUUUUUCCGGAUGCCAAAAAGAUUGCAGUUUCUUCCACUCUAUUUUAAGUGUUCCAUAAUGACUAGGCAAUCAAUUCAUUAUUUGAUAGAACUGCAACGAAAAAAAUUUUCUUUUUUCUACUGAAAUUACUGAGAGAACCAGCAGAUUUUUCUUUUUAUAUAAUCGCUGUAACAUUUUUCUGGUAUUUUUUGAGGGUUUCUCAAGUUCUUGCUGAAAAUUAUAGUCAUAGACAGUUUUUGAUGAAGGUCUCGAGACGAAGAGCCGUUCUCAAGGUAAUAAAAAGACUUUUUGCGCCUUUAAAAGUCUUAGAAAGAGCUGUUAUAAAAUUAUAAUUAUAGAUUAUCACAAAAAGCCUUUCGACAGUCGGUCAAUUUAUAUUUUGAAACUACGAAAAAGUCGAGAAAAAAACGACCUUCACUGAUAUUUUUUGGAUAAUUCCGGAUUUCUGCGCUUUCAGUUCGCUUGAAAAUUAUUCAUGAAAAAGCUUAAAUUUUUAAAGUUGAAAAAAAGACGAUUUUAAUCAAAAACUUUAUACUCAUCUUUCAAAAAAAGCCGACAAAAAUUAAGUUAAAAAGAAGACUUUCGAGUGUUAUAGGUGAUUUAUUUCAUUUUAUUUAUAAUUUUUUUGUUUUUAUUUUUAGGUGAUCCAAGUCAUCUGAACCUUCAGUUAAACUAAAAUUUAAAUUUUAGAGCUCAAAUUAUGAAUUCUAACAAAAAAAAAUCCGCUCUCAAUAAAACUCGUUUACUUAGUUUUUGAAAAAAACCACGGAAAAAUCAAGAAAAUUAAAAAGUUCCAGUGUAAUUUUAGGUGAUUCAAGAAAGUCAUCUGUACCCUUAUUCGACCCAAAAUUUUCAUUUUUGAAUUUGAAUUGGGAAUUCUAACAAAAAACUGCUCUUACCAGUUGGUUAAUAAAACUCGUAUACUUAUCUUUCAAAAACCACGGAAAAGUCGAGAGAGACGAGAGAGAGUCGAUUGUUUUUGUUUUGUUUUUCCCACGGCGAUUCCGGAUUUUUUUCGUCGUGUGUGGUGGGCACUUCACCCAUUGCGGCGGCGGCGCUUCUUCUUUUUUUCUCCGAGAAAAAAUAAGAAUUUUUCUCGCGGGUUUUUGAGCCCACACUUCACUUCACUUCACUUCACACGGACACAGACGCGUGCACACAAUUGACGAGGAAGAGGGCAGCCGAAAAAAAAAUUUGCAUUUCCACGAUGCUUCGGCCCUUUUUGCCACUUGUUCAAAUCACAAACCGAGGACGACGUCGUGUUUAUUUUGCACCCCCGAUUCCCAUUGUCUCCCCCCCUUUUUGGUAGUUUUAAUCCAUCUACGAUUUUUUUUUUCAGCUUCAAUUAGAGAAGAUGCUUGGAAAGGGUUUUUUUCGGAAACAAUUUUGAAAAAGCGCCAAAAUUUUGUUGGCCCUUUUAGGGCAAUUUUUUGCUUUUAUCACGGUUUUGAGCUUGGAAAAAAAAUCAGUUUGUAAGAAAUAGCCGCGUUCUCCAUUUUUCGGGCUUUUUAUGGCAUUUUUGACCUCUCUACAGUUUCAAGCUAACAUGAGCAAUUCGCUAGAAGAAUUAGAGAUAUUUUUUUUUUUUGGCUUCUGCAAUGUUUCGACUUCAUGUGAAUGAACUCAAGUAUCAUCUUUCUGAAAAAUCGCAGGAAAAAAAUUCGAAAAAAGUAUAUGUAUAUUUAAUAUUACUAUUAUUUUUUUAUGAGCUCUUAGUUUUUGAAAAAAAGCAAUCCUAAAAAAAUUAUAAGCUGUUCAGCCUAUUUUUUUCACCUUUCUAGCUUGAGUAGUGAAUGAAAUAUACCAUUUUUUUGACCUUGGGCCCUCUAAAAACGAACAAGGAAAAAAUUCCCCAGUUUUCGAAAAAUGAGGGCUCAAAGCCCCAAAAUGGCCGGUUUUAAAGGAAAUUGGGGUGUUUCGUUAUCUUUAAGGUGUCCUUUCUCGAAAACUAGAAAGUUUUGCCGAUUGAGACUUUCAUAUAUGCAUCUAGGUACAUCAAGGAGUGUUCUGGCCGACUUUCAAGGAAUUCUGAACCAGAAACUCAGGCGAGUCCUAGGAAGGUUUUGGGAAGGUAACCAGCAGGAGGAUGGAAUGUGUAUGGAAGCUAGAAGAUCUUGGGAAAUCCUUUGGAAGGUGUUCGGAAGGUAGAUAGAAGGUAUUUGGAAGGUGAAUGUUGGAAUACCACGUCUCUCUAAUAAAUGCUCUUAUCUCUACGUGAGAUGGGUAUAUAAGGCGGCCUCUUUGUCACUUCUUCAUUCUACCAAUAAACCUGCUACUUCAACUUCGACUUUGGGCUACCGCGGACACAACAGUGGAUCUCAUCCUGAUCGCCAGUGUAUCGCCAGUGUCAGGAUGAGAUCCACUGUUGUGUCCGCGGUAGCCCAAAGUCGAAGUUGAAGUAGCAGGUUUAUUGGUAGAAUGAAGAAGUGACAAAGAGGUAAAAGGGCCGUGUAUUUUCAUCACAUCCGUGUAUUUUCUUCAUUCCGUGUAUUUUCUUCACUCGAAGUGGUAGCUCUCUCAGUCGGCCGAGGCUACCCUAGAGUGUACACGGGGUCCGUGCCCGAGCCCCACCAUCACCGCCGUGCCCGUACCCGAAACUGAGGGAUCUACAUGUGAAAGAGCGAAGAGAAGGACCGUAAGACCAUGCUUUCAAUUCAAUCGACUUUUGACUUCUUUUUCGCCAAAGGCGGUGCCGCUCAAAAGAGCAAUUUUUUCACCGCCUAGUCGAUUCUAUCUGACUAAAACAACCAAUGAAUAUUGAUUGAUGAUUGAACAUGGUUAAUGCCUGUCAGAAGCCUUCCAGAAACUUGCUGAAAGGUUUCUGGAAGGCUUCCGGCAGGCUUUUUCUGAGUAGAAGAUAUUAGGAUGCUAUAUUGAAGGCCACCUGCUCUGGAAAGCUUCCGGAAGCCUUCCGAAGACCGAUAGCAGAUCUUCCCAACUUUUAA